GCGAAGAGCGAUGCUGGCCCGGCCACGACGGCCGCGGAGGCUUCUGGAGGAGGCUCCUUCGGAGGCAGCUUUGGCUUCUCCGAGCUGCUUUCCUCGGGUUUCAAGGUGGUCCAGUGCUGUGGUCUGCCAGCCCCUCCAGGUGGCUGGCUUGGCCCUUUCGGCUUCUUCCGCUUGGUGACGUACACCUUCCUUGCAGGAAUGCUGCUGGCACUACUGCUGGCACUCUUGGCCUCGACGGGCCUGCAGACAGAACUCCCCCUGCUGGGCGCUAGCCCCGACGGCUUCGCGGCCUUCGCCUCCUUGCUGCUGUGCUUCGCCUGCUUCGUUUGUGCGGGCGCCGCCUAUGCCCACGAGGGCCUGGAGCAGGAGGUCGCUGCAAUGAAGAAGCAGAACGGCCUCUUCCAGGAGAAGAAUGCCAUGAUGGCGGCCCAGCUGAGCGAACUCGGCGACGUCCGGAAGAAGCUGGAGGAGGUGAAGGAGCGUUUGGGCCAAGACCUGGGCCAGUUCGAGGCGAUGCUACUGGAGCUGCACGCGGUGAGCUCCGUGGAACAGCUGCAGCUAAUGCUUGAAGCCUUCAUGAACGCAGACGACAGCCGGGAUGCCCGGCUCACCGACGAGGAGCUGGACGACUUCUUCGACGUUUGCAAGCUUGCCCUGCAACAGGCGGCCCCAGGCUUCGACAUGGAGAAGCUAGAGACCGAGGUGCGCUCUGUCGGUUUGGGCCUCUGCAACCUGCGUUUCCUCACCAACGCCACAGUGGCUGGCUGCAACCCGGUGCCCGGUAGGAGCAGCGCCAUGCUGGCCUUGGUCCUCUUCAGUGCACAUCCCGAGAAGUACGAGCACGAGCUGUGCAUCGCACUGAAGUCCGUCCUGCAAGACGAGGACAAGGUGGCCAGCUGGAUUCAGGAGAAGAAAGGGAAAGCCAACCCACAGGAGCAGGGGCGGAUUCCUGGGCACGAGCUCAUGGACCUCGCACGAGAGGUCAUGAGUGCCACCCUGGAGAAAGCAGAGAAAGAGAAGGCCAUUGCUGCGACGCCGGCCGACGCUGCGCGCUGCGCUCUUGGCGGAGGCCCCGCGGCGGCGCCGGCUGCGCCGGCCGUGCCGGCCGUGCCGGCCGCGGCGGCGCUUCCGCUGGAGCCGUGGCGCCGCGGCGACAGGUGUGAUGGCGAAGUCGUGAACCUGGCCGAGCGGGCCACUGAGAAGGUUCCGCAGGGGAGCGUGGAAGUGGCCUUCGAGCUCGGGCGCAAGCGUGGCAAGUUCAAGGAAAGGGUGGAUCGCCCCCAGCGACCUCAGCCGCGCGCUGUGCCGUACUCGGCCCACAGCCAAUGGGCUGCAGCUUUGCUGCUUUUGUUCAUGGCGGGCGUCCUCAUCGCGAAAUAUCUGCCUCCAGACCCGAGCGACUUCGACCUCUUGGCGCGGCAGGCCUGGGCAGGGCUCCUCUUCAUUUGGCUGCCGUUGCUGGCCUGGCUCCUGCACUACGACCCGAGAGCUCGGCGGCCCAGCAAAGGUCGCGUGGGACGCUGCAAGCACGGGUGCGUCUUCCAGCUGGUGCCGAAGACUCGGCACUGCCGUCGAUGUGAGAAGUGCGUGGCUGGCUUUGACCAUCACUGCCUCUGGCUCAACACGUGCAUCGGCGUGGGCAACUACCGCCCCUGGGUCGUCUUCGUGGUGUCACUCUGCCUUUGGACCCUUCUUAGUUGCUGCAUCACUGCUUCGGCCCUUUUCCGCAGUCGCCACAUCCGCAGUCGGCGGCUGGCCGUGGGGCACCGGCCAGUUGUCCUAGCCGCGGCUUCCCUCGCCGCGCUAACCAGCGUCUGGCUGCUCAUCCUCUUAGCUCUCCAUGCCUACUUGGCCCUCACGGGGCUGACGACGCUGGAGUGGGCCAAGGGCCUGCCGCCGGGAGCCACAACCCAGGCGGAGCCCAGGUGCCGCCUGGUGCCCAUGGCGGGAGAAGCCCUGAGACCCCGAAGUGCUUCCGCUGCAACCGCUCUGUCACACAAGGAAACGGAGCCCGAGGAGCCCGAGGAGGAGGUCUCCCCGGCUUCCGCGGCCGCGCGCUGGGCCCUACUGCGCGAUGCAGUGCGCCGAGAUGAGCGGAGGCCUAACUGGCAGAUGCUCUGGAACAGGCACCUGUCACUGUCUUCGGUGGCCACUUUGGAAGACAGCUCCAGCGAAGAGGAUGCGAUCGCCGUUCAGGCGCGUCGCUUGCCUGCGAAAUCCACAGGCGGACUCCCUUCGGACAAGAACAUCGGUAAAGAGCCAGUGGAAGUUCUGGGCUACCCAGCCGUCGAUUCAUUGCCGAUGGGAAGCGUUUGCGUGGAAACUCUCGCUGCCUACCUCAGCUGCCAGGCCCCCGUUCGUGCCAUAAAGGCUACAGAUCUGGAGCAACAAAAAGAGUGGGAGUCUUUGGAUGAGUCCGAGCGCCUCCUCUUUUCGAUGCUGCCAUGCUCGUCACAGGAGCCUGUGGCUUUCGGCUUCAGGCUUGGGCCCCUGGUCCCACGCCGCGUGGGGGCGGCCACAGCGUGGCGCUUGCCAACAUGCAGCGCCUUGGAACCACCGUCCAACACCGCCGUGGGCCAGCAAACGCGGGGCGCCGCCACACUGAAGACACUCUCAAUACGCAUGAAAGCCAUCAAGAACAUGCAGAAGAUCACCAAGGCUAUGAAGAUGGUGGCAACGGCCAAGUUCAAGAAGGACAUGAGGACGAUGGAAAGCAGCCUGCCCUUUGCCAAGCCUGUUCUCAACCUGUUCCAGCGCUUGCCAGUAGAGGAGAAGGCCGGAGGGGUUACCUACGUGGCCGUCACCUCUGACAAGGGCCUUUGCGGAGGCGUGAAUACUGCAGUCGCCAAGCAGGUGCGCUUGGGCGUGACAGCCGAAGAGGCGAAGGGAAACGUCUCCAAGAUCAUGGUGGUGGGUGGCAAGGGUGUCGCAGCGCUGAAGCGCCUCUAUGGCGAUCGAUUUAGCACCACCUUCGAGGAAUGCUCCAAAGUGCCCUUUACGUUUGCUGCCGCCUCCGUCAUCGCGGAGCGCAUUGCUGCCAGCAAGCCGGCACGCUGCAAGGUUGUGAGCAAUGAGUUCAAGUCCAUGGUCUCCUACGACACGAUUGCCCAUCAUACCUACACCGUCGACGAGGCCACUGGAAUGGACCGAGGGGAGUGGACCAAGGCAAUGGACGUCUACUCCUUUGAGCCUUCCAUCUACGAAGUCUGGCAGGACCUCCACGAGUUCUACUACGGCUGCGUGAUCUACGGCUCCGUGAUCCAGAGCACCACCACGGAGACGGCGCAGCGGAUGAACGCCAUGGAGAACGCCUCGAAGAACGCCGGGGAGAUGUACGGAAAGGUGGAGUUGCAGUACAACCGGGCCCGGCAGGCCAAGAUCACCACGGAGCUCUGCGAGAUCAUCUCCGGCGCCAGUGCCGUCUGA
Messenger RNA from Symbiodinium necroappetens, 3426 nucleotides. The record is from the annotation of a GenBank genome assembly. NCBI's taxonomy places the organism in Eukaryota, Dinophyceae, Suessiales, Symbiodiniaceae.